AUGGUGGAUGUUGUUGCAUGUCAGUUCUGGUUUGCUGGCUUUGCGAUAUCGCAGGAUAAGAUGGAUGAGAUUUCUGAUGAGAUUGAGGAAAUGACCGAGAAGGUCAAGAAGGAACUCGAAAACCUACAAUAUAGUCUUGUAGACUACCAGAAGAGGAUGCGAGAUUUGAAGCCUUGA
This is a messenger RNA of Perkinsus marinus ATCC 50983, 177 nucleotides long. RefSeq lists its product as hypothetical. The transcript is spliced from 3 exons. The coding region runs from base 1 to 177 and encodes 58 amino acids. The record is from RefSeq and is a predicted model, not a curated record. Lineage: Eukaryota; Perkinsozoa; Perkinsida; Perkinsidae.